GGAGGAGGAGGAAGAAGUUGAGAGGAGAGAAAGGUGCCGCCGGGUUCUUCUCUGCGGCUUGACCCGGUCUUCCGGCCACCACAAAUAGCAUGGAGGUCAAAAACCGGCCCAAGAUUUGCAGCUGGCCAUGCAACAAAUGCAGAAGCCCUGAUUUCUCGGUCCCAUUACAAUUACAUCCGUAUAUCUUCCUCCUCUUCCUCCUCCUCCCUUUCCUCCACCUUCCCGAGCGCCCCCCUUCCGGGACCGGAAAGGCCGUGAGGGAGGAGACACUUCGACUCGCCAACCAAUCCUUCACCUCCUCCAUGGCGUAGUGGGAGAUCGAACAAGAAGCGGCUGAGAUGACCAUGAUCCCAAUGAGCAUGGAUCGUCGGUUCGUCUUCCUCCUCCUCUUCAUGGCCUUGGCGGCGUCGGCCUCCGCCCAACAACAGACGUCCGCCGUCUCCUUCACCCCCUCAGACAACUUCCUGAUCGACUGCGGCGGAGCCUCCGCUAUCACUAUGCCCGACGGCCGCCUGUUCAAGACCGACGCCCAGUCGUCUCCUUUCCUGUCCGCCACCGACGAUGUCCACGUCUCGGUCACCGCCGUGCCCGGCGUCCCUUCCCCGCUCUACCUGUCCGCCAGGAUCUUCCACGACGACACCGCCUACAGCUUCACCCUCGCCCACCCCGGCUGGCACUGGAUUCGCCUUCAUUUCUUCCCCGUCAACAACACCGACUUCGACCUCACCGGCGCCGUCUUCUCUGUCUCCACCGAUGACCUCGUCCUCCUCCACAGCUUCACCGUCAACGACCCCUCCAAGUGGGUGCUGAAGGAGUACCUCGUCAACGCCACCUCCCCGCACCUCACCAUCCACUUCUCCCCUCUCCGCAAAUCCGUCGCCUUCAUCAACGGUAUCGAGGUCGUCUCCGCCCCCGACGCGCUGAUCCCUGACACGGCCUCCACUGUCUCGCCCGUCGGGGAGGCAGCCGGGCUCUCGCUGUACGCCUACCAGGUGGCUUACCGGGUCAAUGUCGGCGGACCGGCCAUCACCUCUGCCAACGACACGCUCGGGCGCGCUUGGGAGCAAGACGCGUCCUUCCUGAAGUCGCCGCCCACCGCCAAGAACGUGUCCGUGUCCCCUGGCAUCAUCAAGUAUCCGGAGGGAACCUCACCCCUGAUCGCGCCGAACUCGGUGUACGCCACCGCCGUCAAGAUGGCCGACGCCGGCGUGGAGGACGCCAACUUCAACGUCACCUGGUCCUUCGACGUCGACUCCACGUUCGGCUACUUGGUUCGAUUACACUUCUGCGACAUCAUCAGCAAGGAGCUCAACAGCCUCUACUUCAACGUGUACAUCAACGGGAUGAUGGCCAUAUCAGGGCUCGACCUAUCCACCGUCACCUCCGGCCUCGCCAUGCCUUACUACAAAGACUUCGUGCUCAACGCCUCGGUGGCCACGGACCGAAUCACCGUCCAGAUCGGUCCCAUGAAGGAGGACACCGGUACCAUCGACGCGUUGCUCAACGGCGUGGAGAUUCUUAAGAUGAGCAGCUCGGUGGGGAGCUUGGACGGCGAGUUUGGAAUCGAUGGUUCGAGGGCCGACGGCGGUGGCAGCUCGAAGCGAGUUGUAGCCGCCGUCGGGUUCGCCAUGAUGUUUGGCGCCUUCGCCGGCCUCGGUGCGAUGGUGGUGAAGUGGUCCAAGAGACCCCACGACUGGGAGAGAAGGAACAGCUUCUCUUCGUGGCUCCUCCCGGUGCACACAGGUAACUCCACCUUCAUGACAAGCAAGGGGGGAUCGGCCUACGGUUCGAACAGGAGCGGCCACACCUUCUCCUCGACAAUGGGGUUCGGCCGGUACCUCUCCCUGUCCGAGCUGCAGGCAGCGACGAAGAACUUCGACGAGAAAGCUGUGAUCGGCGUGGGAGGCUUCGGGAACGUGUACCUUGGCGAGCUGGAGGACGGGACGAAGGUGGCGGUCAAGCGAGGAAACCCGCAGUCGGAGCAGGGCAUCAACGAGUUCCAGACGGAGAUCCAGAUGCUGUCCAAGCUCCGCCACCGCCACCUGGUGUCGCUGAUCGGCUACUGCGACGAGAACUCGGAGAUGAUCCUGGUGUACGAGUACAUGGCGAACGGGCCUUUCCGGGAUCACAUCUACGGCAACGACCUCCCUCCUCUGUCGUGGAAGCAGAGGCUAGAGAUCUGCAUCGGGGCCGCGCGCGGGCUGCACUACCUCCACACCGGCACCGCGCAGGGGAUCAUCCACCGCGACGUCAAGACCACCAACAUCCUCCUCGACGAGAACUUCGUGGCCAAGGUGUCGGACUUCGGCCUCUCCAAGGACGCGCCAGGGAUGAACCAGACGCACGUCAGCACCGCCGUGAAGGGCAGCUUCGGCUACCUCGACCCCGAGUACUUCAGGUGCCAGCAGCUGACGGAUAAGUCGGACGUGUACUCCUUCGGGGUGGUGCUGCUCGAGACCCUCUGCGCGCGGCCGGCCCUCAACCCGGCGCUGCCGCGGGAGCAAGUUAACCUGGCGGAAUGGGCGCUGCAGUGGAAGCGGAAAGGCCUGAUCGAGAAGAUCAUCGACCCUAACAUCGCCGGCACCAUCAACAAGGACUCCCUUAGCAAGUUCGUGGAGGCCGCGGAGAAGUGCUUGGCGGAGUACGGGGUGGACAGGCUGUCCAUGGGCGACGUGCUGUGGAACCUCGAGUACGCUCUCCAGCUGCAGGAGGCCAAUCCUCCCGACCCUCCGCCGAAGGCAACCGAGUCGGAGGGGAAGAGCGGCAGCAGUGCGGCCGCAGAAACUUCGCAGAAGGAGCACGACGGGGCUCAUCCGGUGGAGGAGGCAACCACUCCGGUCGUCAACCGAUCUCUGGACAACUCGAGCACGGAUAUGGCUGACGAGCUGCUUGCGCAGUUCGCGGGGAUGAAAGGAAGGUGAGCGACGGUUAACGACUAUAUGUGCCCCUGU
Molecule: messenger RNA, 2951 nt
Organism: Musa acuminata AAA Group (dessert banana)
Lineage: Eukaryota; Viridiplantae; Streptophyta; Magnoliopsida; Zingiberales; Musaceae
Product: probable receptor-like protein kinase At4g39110
Exons: 1
Coding region: 339-2921 (860 amino acids)
Biological process (GO): protein autophosphorylation
Cellular component (GO): plasma membrane; plasmodesma
Molecular function (GO): ATP binding; transmembrane receptor protein tyrosine kinase activity
Source: RefSeq, a predicted model, not a curated record